AUGGACGGCCAAAACAAUGGUAAUCGGUUCUUUCUCAACUUGAAUGGCGAGCGGCCGCCUUUCAAUGAUCGAUCUUUUCCCACAACACCAUCAACUUUUCCAAAUCCUAUAUUAAACCAAGGGAAUCAGCAAGGUCAAAUUCAACAGCAGCAACAAACCCAGCAACUACAAUAUCCAGGGGGGAUUUCCUCUGCAGGUUACUUCAACGAUUCAUACUCGCCCACAUAUCCUCAACAACACACUCAGUCUAGCCAUCAGCAACAGAGAUAUCCUCAGGGUUACGCUCAAGAUGUCACAAAUGGUCUUGCAAAUCAAUUCUCACAUCAAAAUUUGGGGGGAAGAAAUAACAUAUAUGGAAGCUGUCAGCCUUUGCCUUCCCAAAGACCUCGGACUGCUGGAGGAUCCGGUCAACCCGUCUUCAAUAAUUAUCUUAACGCACACAUGCCAUCUGUAUCCCAACAUCCAAACUGGCCUGAAUUCAAGAUAGCUCCCGAACGGAAUCCCGACAAAUUUGGCUCACUCGCUCAAACUAAUCAAAAAAAAUGCUCCCAACUGGCAGAAGCAUUCUUUAGAGAUAGCGUAAAAAGAGCUCGUGACAGAAAUGUUCGACAUUGUGAAUUAGAACAGCGUCUUUCAGAACCCAGUCUAUCGCACAUGCGAAAGGAGCAGAUCUGGUCAAGUGCCGGAAAACAGGAGGGGAAAUACUUACGUUUCCUGCGAACCCGCGACACUCCAGAUAAUUAUACUACGCUCAAAAUUAUCGGCAAAGGUGCAUUCGGCGAGGUAAAGCUUGUGCAAAAGAAAUUGGACGGUAAAAUAUAUGCGAUGAAGUCUUUGAUCAAGAAUGAAAUGUUUAAAAGAGAUCAACUGGCUCAUGUUCGUGCAGAACGAGACAUUCUUGCGGAGUCUGAUAGUCCUUGGGUGGUGAAGCUGUUCACCACAUUUCAAGAUCAGGAUUUCUUGUUUAUGUUAAUGGAGUUUCUGCCCGGCGGAGAUCUUAUGACUAUGCUCAUAAAGUACGAGAUAUUUUCUGAGGACAUUACGCGAUUUUAUAUGGCCGAAAUUGUCUUGGCCAUCGAGGCCGUUCACAAGUAUGGAUUCAUACAUCGUGAUAUCAAACCUGAUAAUAUACUUCUUGAUCGAGGAGGUCAUGUGAAGUUGACAGACUUUGGUCUAUCAACUGGGUUUCACAAGCUUCACGACAACGCAUAUUACCAAAAUCUCUUACAGAAAAAGUCAAGUAGACCCAAUAAUCGAAACUCAGUCAAUCUUGACCAAAUAAACUUGACUGUCAGUAACCGCAGUGUUAUAAACGAUUGGCGUAAAUCACGGCGUAAUAUGGCAUAUUCCACCGUUGGAACACCAGACUAUAUUGCACCUGAGAUUUUUAGUGGUCAAGGAUACGGUCAAGACUGUGACUGGUGGAGUUUAGGCACAAUCAUGUUUGAAUGCCAGAUUGGAUGGCCACCAUUCUGUGCUGAAGACUCACAUGACACUUACCGCAAGAUUGUAAAUUGGAGACAAUCUCUUUACUUUCCAGAUGAUGUACAAUUAGGACCUGAGGCAGAGAAUCUAAUUCGGAGUCUGGUCUGUAAUUCUGAAAAUCGUCUGGGAAGGACCGGUGCAGAUGAAAUCAAAGGACAUAAAUUUUUCCGUGGUGUUGAUUUUGAUAGCUUACGACGAAUUCGAGCUCCAUUUGAACCAAAGCUUACAUCAAAUAUUGACACAACUUACUUUCCUAUCGACGACCUUGACCAAACAGACAAUGCUACUCAUCUGAGGGCAGCUAAUGGAAACCAACCCCGAAUAGAAGCACCAGAAUUAAGUCUUCCGUUUAUCGGUUACACGUUUAAGCGCUUUGAUGACUUCAACCGAGGCAAGUACUAA
Molecule: messenger RNA, 1887 nt
Organism: Blumeria graminis f. sp. triticale
Lineage: Eukaryota; Fungi; Ascomycota; Leotiomycetes; Helotiales; Erysiphaceae
Source: the annotation of a GenBank genome assembly